AUGUCCAUUCACACGUGUCUGACGACUGGCUUUUUCUCGACGACGUGCUACUCCAUCGAUUUUUAUAUUCUACAGUGUUACCGUGGCCAAAACGGCGCCUUCAGUUGGUGGACCACUGAGCGAACGGAAGACAACGACAACGACGACCUGAGCUUUUGUCCGUUGCUGUUACGUUGCCGUUGCACCGGCACCAACGGGGCGUCAGUCAGCAGGUCGGCGAAGAUUUACGGACUCAAUUAA
Molecule: messenger RNA, 240 nt
Organism: Soboliphyme baturini
Lineage: Eukaryota; Metazoa; Nematoda; Enoplea; Dioctophymatida; Soboliphymatidae
Source: the annotation of a GenBank genome assembly